UAACUUUCCACAAGGAGAAAAAAUAGAAAAUACGCCUUAACGACCCCAUCUCUCUAUGUAUGUCUAUGUGUGUGUGUGUGUGUGUGUGUAUAUAUAUAUAUGAGAAACGAAGUCUAUUCAAGUCAAUGAGGGCAGAGAAAGUACCUGCAGGUGUAGCAUAAAUAUUGUGGGAGGCUCUUUACCUUUCAAUCCACAGAACAUAUUCUGUUAACUUGUUUCUGCUGAUCAGAGCUUCUCCAAUGGCGUAUCAUCCAUGGUCUUCGGAGAUGCUUAACAAGAUUCUUGGAACGGUUUGUGGCAAGAAUCGAGAGGCGCCCAUUGAAGACAAAGGCAAUAAGAUUAAAGGGACUGUGAAGUUGAUGAAGAAGAAUGUACUGGACGUGACCGAUCUAGGAGCGUCGAUUCUUGAUCGGGUUCACGAGGUUUUCGGCAAAGGCGUCUCACUUCAGCUUAUCAGCGCUGUUCAUGGCGACCCAGAAAAUGGAUCGCGGGGGAAGCUCGGGAAAAUAUCCUAUUUGGAAAAUUGGAUUGCGACAAUCACCUCAGUAAGAGCCAGAGAAGCUACAUUCAACAUCAAAUUUGACUGGGAUGAGACCAUGGGUAUUCCUGGUGCUUUCAUCAUUAGAAACCACCACCACAGCCAGUUAUACCUCAAGACAGUCAUCUUAGACGAUGUUCCUGGGCACGAUGGUCCAGUCAUUUUCGAAUGCAAUUCUUGGGUUUACCCAAAACAUCGAUACAAAUACAAUCGAGUCUUCUUUGCAAAUAAGACCUACCUGCCAUGUAAUACACCAGAACCGCUACGCCAGUAUAGGGAAGAAGAACUUAUUAAUCUUCGUAGUGGAAAUGGGUCAGGCAUGCUCAAGGAAUGGGACAGAGUCUACGACUAUGCAUAUUACAAUGAUCUGGGAAGUCCAGACAAGGGCAAGGAGUAUGAACGCCCUGUUCUUGGUGGAUCUGAGGAGUACCCAUAUCCUCGUAGGGGCAAAACUGGCCGCCCACCUACAAAAAAAGAUCCCAAGUCGGAAAGCAGAUUGCCACUUCUAAGUUUAGAUAUAUAUGUUCCAAAAGAUGAACGUUUUACUCAAGUGAAGAUGUCGGAUUUCCUUGCCUAUUCUCUAAAAUCCUUGUGUCAAAUAAUGCGCGCAGAAAUCACUUUAUUUGACAAAACGCCUAGCGAGUUUGACACUUUCCAGGAUAUAAUCAACCUGUAUGAAGGUAAGGUUAAGCUUCCAAACGGGGACACACACAAUAAACUUGGGGAGUGCGUCCCAUUGGAGCUGAUCAAGGAGCUCAUUCGUUCUGAUGGUGAGCGGCACCACAACUUCCCAAUGCCUGAUGUAAUCAAAGAGGAUAAGUCUGCCUGGAGGACAGAUGAAGAAUUUGCGCGAGAAAUGCUUGCUGGAGUGAAUCCUGUUGUCAUCAGUUGCCUCCAGGAGUUCCCACCUGCUAGCAAGCUAGACCCUGAGCUAUAUGGCAACCAGACGAGUUCAAUGAGUACAGAGCAUAUUGAGAAAAACAUGAAUGGGUUAACCAUAGAUCAAGCAAUUAAGGACAACAAGCUGUUCAUACUAGAUCAUCAUGAUGCACUGAUGCUAUACCUGAGACGGAUAAACACCACCACCACAAAAACCUAUGCCAGCAGAACACUCCUCUUACUGCAAGAUGAUGGGACAUUGAAACCGCUAGCAAUUGAGUUGAGCUUACCUCAUCCCCAAGGUGACCUACAUGGUGUCACCAGCCAAGUAUUCACUCCAGCAGAGAAUGGUAUUGAAGGUUCAGUGUGGCAGCUGGCCAAAGCUUAUGCUGCUGUAAAUGAUUCGGGCUGUCAUCAGCUCAUUAGCCACUGGUUGAACACCCAUGCCGUAAUAGAGCCAUUUGUUAUUGCAACCAAUAGACAAUUAAGUGUGCUUCACCCGAUAUAUAAGCUCUUGAAACCCCACUUCCGUGAUACAAUGUACAUAAAUGCCUUGGCAAGACAGAUCCUCAUCAAUGCCGGUGGGGUGCUUGAGAUAACAGUCUUCCCAGGUAGAUUUGCCAUGGAAAUGUCUGCCGUUAUUUAUAAGGACUGGGUUUUCACUGAGCAGGCACUUCCUGAAGAUCUUCUCAAAAGAGGAAUGGCAGUCCGAGACUCAAGCCAGCCUCAUGGCCUCAGACUUCUGAUAGAGGAUUACCCCUAUGCUGUUGAUGGACUUGAAAUUUGGUCUGCAAUUGAAACUUGGGUCAGUGAAUAUUGUUCUUUCUACUACCCCACAGAUGAGUUUAUCCAAGAUGACUCUGAACUCCAGUCAUGGUGGUUGGAGCUCCGUACCGUGGGCCAUGGUGAUAAGAAAGAUGAGCCAUGGUGGCCUAAAAUGCAGACACAAGCUGACCUCAUCCAAACAUGCACCAUCAUCAUAUGGGUGGCUUCGGCCCUCCAUGCAGCUGUCAAUUUUGGGCAAUACCCUUAUGCUGGUUACCUCCCAAACCGCCCGACCAUAAGCCGCCGCUUUAUGCCCGAACCAGGUACUCCUGAAUAUGCCGAGCUUGAGUCAAACCCAGAAGUGGCCUUUUUGAAAACAAUUACAAGCCAACUUCAAACCCUUCUUGGUGUGUCCCUGAUAGAGAUGUUGUCCCGGCAUUCUGCUGAUGAGGUCUAUCUUGGGCAGAGAGACACUUCUGAGUGGACUACUGACGCUCAGCCCCGAGAGGCAUUUGAGAGGUUUGGGGUGAAGCUGGUAGAAAUCGAAAACAGAAUAAUGCAUAGAAACAAUGAUGAGAGAUUGAAGAACCGAUGUGGGCCUGUCAAGGUGCCUUAUACCUUGCUCUAUCCCAACGCCUCAGAUUACAGUGGAGCUAGUGGCCUUACUGGCAAGGGAAUUCCAAACAGUGUCUCAAUCUGAAUCUUUGAAGCAAUUGGUUAACAAGUGGUUUUUAAGCUACGAUAUUGUCAGUAUGUUGUACUAUAUAAGGUGAGAUUAGGUUUUUGUAUUAUCAUUUUCUGUGAAUCUUAUUGGAGGCAAGUAUUAAUGAAGGUAUUCAAGAUGUUCCCUAUAAUUAUACAUGCUAUAUCUUAUAUCUUAGCUGCUCUUUUCCCA
Molecule: messenger RNA, 3077 nt
Organism: Cornus florida
Lineage: Eukaryota; Viridiplantae; Streptophyta; Magnoliopsida; Cornales; Cornaceae
Product: probable linoleate 9S-lipoxygenase 5
Exons: 9
Coding region: 240-2882 (880 amino acids)
Biological process (GO): lipid oxidation
Molecular function (GO): protein binding; metal ion binding; oxidoreductase activity, acting on single donors with incorporation of molecular oxygen, incorporation of two atoms of oxygen
Source: RefSeq, a predicted model, not a curated record